GCGAAAGUGUGCCGCGUAUAUAAGGCAGGGAAUCGACGGCAAUCAGCAUCCAGUUCACUCCUGGACGCACCCGGAACAUCGCGAGAGCAAAAAUGAGAAUCCUGGUUUACGUGGCAGUUGUCGCCCUCGUGGUCGCGACAGUAUUGUCGGAGAAAACCGAGAAAGUCGAGAAAGCAACGGGGGAAAAGCCCGUUGAGAAGAAGCAAGAGAAGCGAGGCCUGCUAGGCCUCGGCUACGGUUACGGCUACGACGGCGGAUACGAUAUUGGAUCCGGCGGACAUGUCGGCCUCGACCUGAGCAGCGGAUACGGCGCGCACGGUGCCGGCGGAUACGGCGGAUACAGCGCGCACGGUGCCGGCGGAUACGGCGCGAACGGUCUCGGCGGAUACAUCGGCAGUGGAUACAUCGGCGGCGGAUACCUCGGCGGUGGAUACAUCGACCACGGUCACCACGGCCACCAUGAUCACGUGAAGACCGUGACCGUGGUGAAGAACGUCGCCGUGCCUUACCCCGUGGAGAAGCACGUGCCCUAUCCGGUGGAGAAGCCCGUACCGGUCCCCGUCAAAGUGCCGGUGCCGCAGCCGUACCCGGUCGAAAAGCACGUGCCUUACCCCGUCAAGGUCUUGGUGAAGGUGCCCGUUCACGUGCCCCAGCCGUACCCGGUGGAGAAGAAGGUGCCCUACCCGGUGCACGUACCCGUCGAUCGUCCCUACCCAGUCAAGGUUCUCGUACCGCAACCUUACCCCGUCGAGAAGCACAUCCACGUCCCCGUAAAAGUACUAGUGCCGCAACCGUACCCAGUUGAGAAACACGUUCCCGUACCGGUGAAGGUCCCGGUCCACGUACCCCAACCCUACCCGGUCGAGAAGCUCGUACCCUACCCCGUCAAAGUUCCAGUCGACCGUCCCAUCCACGUGCCCGUUCCCAAGCCCUACCCCGUGCACAUCGACAGGCCCGUGCCUUACCCAGUCGAGAAACCAGUACCCUACCCCGUGAAGGUUGCAGUUGACAGGCCGUACCCGGUUCCAGUUGAGAGGCCCGUGCCAGUCGCGGUCAAGGUACCAGUGCCGCAGCCGUAUCCAGUCGAGAAACCGGUGCCGUACCCAGUGGAGAGACCCGUGCCGGUGGCAGUCAAGGUUCCAGUCGACAGGCCGUACCCCGUUCACAUCGAGAAGCCUGUGCCCUAUCCGGUGGAGAAGCCGGUGCCCUACCCGGUUAAAGUGCCGGUAGCGGUGCCAGUGCACCACGAGCACGUGCACCAGGAGCCCCUGCACCACGUGUCCGCGCAUCACGAUCACGGCGGCUACUACGCCGGUGGAUACGAGAGCGAUAUAGGCUACGGUCAUCAUCACUAAAUAUCACAAAUUCCCGAUUGGUUCUCCGUUGUCGCCUCGUAAAUCUCUCUCAAGCGCCGACAACGGACAACCGCGUGGACCUUGCGCCUUAGGAUACGAAGGAUACGAUCCGAAACGUUGUCGUGCACCGCCGUGAUAUCCGCUUUUGUACCUGGAUCGGAUCGGGGACCAUCUCCGGUAAAUGAUCACGCACCGGACCGCGAGGCCGAUCGAUUGCAACGAGGGCGCGGCACGGCGACGUGUGCCAGUUAGGAAGAACGAAUGACCAGUAGGGAUGUACUCGAUCUUUAACGAUCUUCGCUCGAGAGCAACUCGCUUGUCUUACUUUUGUACCGAUAUUAGCAAAGUAUGUAUUUUUUUACAGAAAACGUAAUAAAUAUUAUUAUUGUAAAGUAA
Molecule: messenger RNA, 1751 nt
Organism: Linepithema humile (Argentine ant)
Lineage: Eukaryota; Metazoa; Arthropoda; Insecta; Hymenoptera; Formicidae
Source: RefSeq, a predicted model, not a curated record